This is a messenger RNA of Centropristis striata (black sea bass), 1747 nucleotides long. RefSeq names its product transmembrane protein 119a (gene tmem119a). Lineage: Eukaryota; Metazoa; Chordata; Actinopteri; Perciformes; Serranidae. The transcript has 2 exons. Bases 606 to 1343 code for a protein of 245 amino acids. Gene Ontology annotation, biological process: positive regulation of osteoblast proliferation; positive regulation of osteoblast differentiation; positive regulation of bone mineralization. Gene Ontology annotation, cellular component: plasma membrane. The record is from RefSeq and is a predicted model, not a curated record.
GAGUCUUGGGACUCGCCCCGCCAAGUACAGAAAUACCCAUUUCCUUAAAACAUGAGACUCAUGUACUGACUGCAACAUCUCUGCAGUGAGCUGCAAAGCACAAAACUCAACCUGAGAUUCAGUUUAAUGAGUCAAACUUUGUAAAACUCAGCACACAUUGUGGAAAAUUACACAUUGAUGCAAAAAUAAAAAACCCUUUCAGAGACACUUCAGCAUUACUCCAUGUAUGAUAAAAUAUCAUAAUGUACAGUACAAUGUACAGUAUCACUAUAUGUCUGUUCCAUCUAUCAUAAUGCAGAAAAGGUAGGGUAAAAGGUUGAAAUGGACGUCCCAGAAGUGCAGGAGGAUGCACAGUGAAUAUGGGAGGUUGAGAAAGAGGGAGGAGAAGCUGAAAAUAAAGGGGUGGACAGCAGUGAGCAGACUUUUUAGGGCUCAGUAAAAAAAAACAGUCAGUAUAACUCAACAGGGAGGGCGGAUGCUCGGAAAGUCUCUUUCACUCUUACUUUCCUCUUGUUACUUUGUCUCCCCUUUAUUUCCCUCUCUGUCUUCCGCGCUGAAAGUAGUGCCGUUCAGAAGAGAAACCCGGGAUCACACUUUCUGAAGAGAUGACGUCCCGCUUGGUUUUUCUUGUCACCUGUGUGGCCCUGCUGUCACUGUGUCACGCCACUCCUCUCUUCUACAACACAUCCUUGGACGGCAGCGGAGAUGAAGCGGAGCUGGAGCUCCUUUUUCCAACAUCGUUCUCCACUCGAGCACCUGUUCACAUCUCCACUGCCACCGGACCUCCCUCCCUCACCAACACCAUCACCACCACCAUGAUCCGCCUGAAGGACUUCGUCUUUACCCGCGUCGUGGACUUCCUGCAGGAGAAUCUGCUCAUCAUCAUCGUCGUAACAUCUCUUCUCAUCGUCAUGGUGUUCAUCAUCUGCUGCGCCUCUGCCAUGAGUCACAAGCGCAAGCUGGAGGCCUACAAACCUCUUCCUCACUCACAGAAGAAGCACGUGGCUGAUAAAACAGGCGGACGCAAGAACUCAAGCGAGGCCCAGGAGAGGCCCUACGCCGUCGACCACGUCAAGAGGGUCCAGACUCAGAGCAUGGCCUCCCCCAAGCACCUGCGCGUGCCCUCCAAGGCUCUGGUGGGAGAGAAGGGGAGGGACGUCAGGUCGUCGCCUCGCCAGGAGGUCAGAAGGGUCAGGGAGGCAGAGGAGGUGGAAAGGCGGAGAGAGGAGCCCAAGCACAAAGAGCAGCCGAAGUUCAGGGAGGAGGUGCAGCAGAGCUCCAGCCCCAGCACCAGCUCCGCUCACCCAGUCUGCACCUGCCACCUGAAGAAGGGCCACCACUAGGGCACCAGGCCUGAUGUUGGCAUGAGAGGUGAAAUGUUGCAACUAUGACAAAGAAACAAGAUCGUACAGGUUGGUUAUACAGCACACAGGUUGAAGAAAAUUAAGAAAUGCAUUGAAAAAAAUAUUGGUUGUCACUGUGCUUAUUAAGCCAAACUAGAGGGCGCUGUUCCAUCAUGUUGAUAUUAAGCAUUUGGCAUCUAUCGGGCCGUUUUGUGGAAGAUCCAAAAAGUCGUGAGGUUAGAAGGAGAUGGUCGUCUCUGUGCUCUUGGGGUUGGUUGUCACACAUAUCACACUUGGGACAAUGAUUUAAUUGUUAUGAAACUGCGGCUUUAACCCUUUAUCAGGCGAAGAACUGUAUUUGGUAACUUCAGUGGAUAUCAAAAUGGGGUCGAGAAAAAAGUUGC